AUGCAGUUUCCAUUCGCUUGUCUCCUAUCGACCCUUGUAAUUAGUGGGUCAUUGGCCCGGGCCAGCCCCUUCGACUUUAUAUUCGGCAAUGGAACGCAACAAGCUCAGAGCCAAAGCGAGAGUCAAGGUCAAGUUUCUUUCACCAAUGAAGCUUCUCAGGAUAGUUCCACCACCUCUUUGGUAACAGCCUAUUCUCAAGGUGUUCAUUCGCACCAGUCUGCAACAAUAGUGAGUGCCACAAUCUCUUCCCUCCCAUCUACUUGGUAUGAUGCGAGCUCCACUUCCCAGACUUCUGUGUCAUAUGCCAGUCAAGAAUCCGACUAUGCCGUUAAUCAAAACUCUUGGAGCGCGUCUACUAAUCAACUGCCAUCUACCAGUACGACAAGCUACUAUGCGCCAACCUUCAGUACAUCGGCCGAUUUUGCUGCUUCUAGUGUAAAUGCAGCUUCUGAUGUCUCCACUGCCAGUGUUCCCAUUGAUACGAGUGCUAAUUCUAUCCCUUUCACAACUACAAGUAACAUAGAGACUACAACGAGUGCACCUCUCACUUCGGACACUCCACUUAUUUCCACUAGUACGAUGUCCGCAGCUGAUAACGUAUUUUCGUCAGCAAACCCUAUUUCUGCCUCCCUAACAACCACCGAUAGUUCAGAAAGUUUUGACCAAACUUCGACUGCUGGUGCCAUUCCGGUGCAAAGUUCAGCAGAUUUUAGUAGUUCUAGUGAAAUUUUAGUACAAAGUUCGGCGGAUUUCAGUAGCCCUAGUUCUCCAACUACUACCGAUAUAUCGCUAUCAGCUGCCCCACUGCAAACAAGUGAAUCAAGCAGUUUUACCACUGCAUCAGCAGCUCUACCAGUAAGUUCAACAGACGUUGAUGGCUCAAGCGCCUCACCUGUAGUGAGCAUGAGCGCCGCAGGACAAAUAGCUAGCUCAAGCAGCACAGAUAAUCCAACUAUGUCAGAAACCUUUUCGUUAACAUCUACAGAAGUUGAUGGUUCCGAUGUUUCAUCAACAGUGAGCGCAUUAUUAUCGGCUCCUUUUUUACAAACAAGUACUUCCAACAGUUUCAGCAUUGUUAGCCCAUCGGUAUCUUUUGUUCCAUCACAGAGUUCCUCAGACGUUGCUAGCUCCAGUACUGCAAAUGUAGUUAGUUCAUCCUUUUCUGAUAUUCCACCGCAAACUAGUACCUCAGGGAGCGUAGUUUCGGUAGCGCAAUCCGCAUCUGCCCUCGCAUUUCAAAGUUCAACAGAGGUAUAUGGUGCCAGUGCCUCGAGCACAAUGAGUUCAUUAUUAUCAACUACUUCGCUACAGUCUACUACUUUGGAUAGCUCAAGUUUAGCUAGCUCCUCUGCGUCGAGUUCAGACCUUACAGAUUAUGGCGUCUCCAGUACAGCAAGCAUACCGCUGUUGUCAGCCUCAGAACAAGCAAGUACUUCCAGCAGUUUUAGCGUUGUUAGCCCUUCGGUAUCUUUUGUUCCAUCACAAAGUUCCUCAGAUGUUGCUAGCACCAGUGCUCCAAGUGUAGUUAGUUCAUCCUUUUCUUAUACUUCACUGCAAGCAGGUGGCUCUAGCAUGACCAAUCCCUCUUCAUCAACUAUAGUAUAUUCAAGUAGUACUGGCAGUUCUGAGGAAUCCGCUGCAUCUACAGCUUCUGCAACACUGUCGGGCUCCUCGUCUACUUAUAUGGCAGGAAAUUUGCAAUCACAGCCUCCAUCCACUUCAAGUUUGCUUUCGGAGUCUCAAGCUACAAGCACUUCAGCUGUGCUAGCUAGCAGUUCUGUUUCUACAACUUCACCCUAUACCACUGCAGGUGGUGCAUCUACAGAGGCCUCAUCCCUCAUAUCAUCUACAUCUGCGGAAACUUCCCAGGUAAGUUAUUCACAAAGCACAACUGCAUUGCAAACUUCCUCAUUCGCAUCGUCUUCAACAACAGAAGGAAGUGAAACAUCUAGUCAAGGUUUUUCUACCAGCUCUGUUUUAGUUCAAAUGCCUUCUUCGAUUUCCAGCGAAUUCUCACCCUCUCAGACGACAACUCAAAUGAAUUCUGCAAGCUCAUCAUCUCAGUACACUAUAUCAUCCACUGGUAUACUUUCUCAGGUUUCAGACACAUCGGUGUCUUAUACAACUUCAAGUUCGUCUGUUUCUCAAGUUUCAGACACACCAGUUUCUUAUACAACUUCAAGUUCGUCUGUUUCUCAAGUUUCAGACACACCGGUUUCUUAUACAACUUCAAGUUCGUCUGUUUCUCAAGUUUCAGACACACCAGUUUCUUAUACAACUUCAAGUUCAUCUGUUUCUCAAGUUUCAGACACACCGGUUUCUUAUACAACUUCAAGUUCGUCCGUUUCUCAAGUUUCAGACACGUCAGUACCUUCUACAAGUUCCAGAUCGUCCGUUUCUCAAGUCUCAGACACUCCGGUGCCUUCUACAAGUUCAAGGUCGUCCGUUUCUCAAACAUCUAGCUCACUACAGCCCACCACUACAUCCUCCCAACGUUUCACCAUUUCCACUCAUGGAGCGCUUUCUGAAAGUAGUUCUGUUAGCCAACAAGCUUCUGAGAUUACUAGCUCAAUCAAUGCAACAGCUUCCGAAUACCAUAGCAUCCAGACAACCGCGGCUACUCAAUCCACAACUCUAUCUUUUACCGACGCAAACAGCAGUUCUGCUUCCGCUCCAUUGGAAGUGGCAACGUCUACGCCAACCCCAUCUUCAAAGGCAUCCUCUCUGUUGCUUACACCAUCAACAUCCUCUUUAAGUCAGGUUGCUACAAAUACUAAUGUACAGACGAGUUUAACAACGGAAUCGACGACCGUUUUAGAACCAUCAACGACUAACAGUUCCAGUACGUUUAGUCUGGUCACUUCAAGUGACAACAAUUGGUGGAUUCCAACUGAGUUAAUCACGCAGGCACCAGAAGCUGCAUCCACUGCAUCUUCUACCGUUGGAGGAACACAAACUAUGACUUUGCCCCAUGCAAUUGCAGCCGCGACACAAGUUCCCGAGCCUGAGGGCUACACCCUAAUCACAAUAGGGUUCAAAAAAGCUUUGAACUACGAAUUUGUUGUAUCAGAACCAAAAUCAUCGGCUCAAAUCUUCGGAUACUUGCCUGAAGCUCUGAACACACCUUUUAAGAACGUAUUCACAAACAUUACGGUACUACAAAUAGUGCCAUUACAGGAUGACUCACUCAACUACUUAGUAAGUGUUGCUGAAGUAUACUUUCCAACUGCAGAAAUAGAGGAGCUGUCAAAUCUAAUUACCAACUCUUCAAGCGCUUUUUACACGGAUGGAAUGGGUACAGCAAAAUCUAUGGCUGCAAUGGUUGAUUCCUCAAUACCGCUAACGGGCCUCUUACACGAUAGUAACAGCAACUCUGGCGGAUCUUCGGACGGAUCCUCCUCCAGUAAUUCGAACUCAGGAUCUUCAGGUUCAGGAUCUAAUUCGAACUCCGGUGUGUCUUCAUCUUCCGGAAAUUCCUAUCAAGAUGCCGGUACUUUGGAAUAUUCAUCCAAAUCUAACUCCAACGUAUCCACUUCUAGCAAAUCAAAGAAAAAAAUCAUUGGUUUAGUUAUCGGCGUUGUUGUUGGUGGAUGCUUAUAUAUUUUAUUCAUGAUUUUUGCUUUCAAGUAUAUCAUAAGAAGGCGGAUUCAAAGUCAAGAAAUUAUCAAGAACCCAGAAAUUUCCAGUAUCAGUUCAAGUGAAUUUGGUGGAGAGAAAAAUUACAAUAAUGAAAAGAGAAUGAGCGUUCAAGAAUCCAUAACACAAUCUAUGCGAAUUCAAAAUUGGAUGGAUGAUAGUUACUAUGGUCACGGGUUGACAAAUAAUGACUCAACUCCAACCAGGCACAAUACAUCGAGUUCCAUACCAAAAAUUUCAAGACCAAUUGCUAGCCAAAACUCCCUGGGUUGGAACGAAGUUUGA
Molecule: messenger RNA, 3921 nt
Organism: Saccharomyces cerevisiae S288C
Lineage: Eukaryota; Fungi; Ascomycota; Saccharomycetes; Saccharomycetales; Saccharomycetaceae
Gene: MSB2
Product: Msb2p
Exons: 1
Coding region: 1-3921 (1306 amino acids)
Biological process (GO): osmosensory signaling pathway via Sho1 osmosensor
Cellular component (GO): plasma membrane
Molecular function (GO): osmosensor activity
Source: RefSeq, marked reviewed